AUGGUGCGCGACGUUUUCGACGACAAGCAACUCGUUCGCCUUAUUGGUAGUCUUGGUGUUGGCCAUGUGCGUUACCCCACGGCUGGAUCGUCGUCCAUGUCUGAAGCACAACCUUUCUAUGUCAACGCACCUUAUGGUAUAACCUUUGCUCAUAACGGAAACUUGACCAAUGCGCGUGAACUUCGAGUCUUCUUGGACAAGAUUGCCCAUCGUCAUAUCAACACCGAUUCCGAUUCCGAACUCCUUCUGAACAUCUUGGCGAAUAAUCUGCAAAAGACCGGCAAGUUCAGAGUUAACGAGGAAGAUAUCUUCACUGCCAUCAAGGAUCUGUAUGAGCAGUGCCGUGGUGCCUAUGCAUGCGUUGCCAUGGUUGCUGGUUUCGGUAUCAUCGGUUUCCGUGAUCCUCACGGCAUUCGUCCUCUUGUCUUUGGCCGCCGCUCUACGCCCGAGGGUUACGAUUACAUGUUUGCUUCGGAAAGCGCUGCCUUGGAAGCUCUUGGAUUCACCGACUGCGAAGAUGUCAAGCCUGGUGAGGCCAUCAUUAUUACCCGCGAUAAUUUGAUCCGUCGUCAAUUGGUAUCCUGCAAGACUAUUUCUCCUUGUAUCUUCGAGUACGUCUACUUUGCUCGUCAGGACAGUAUCAUUGAUGGCAUCUCCGUCUACAAGGCCCGUUUGGCUAUGGGUGAGGCUCUUGCUAGACAGGUUGUUAAGAGCUUUGGUGAUGCCAUGGAUAUUGAUGUUGUGAUUCCCGUUCCCGAUACCAGCCGUGUCGCCGCUCUCCAAUGCUCGCAUACAUUGAAUAUAUUGUACCGUGAAGGUUUCAACAGAAACAGAUAUGUCGGAAGAACGUUUAUCAUGCCUGGCCAGCAGACUCGCCGCAAGAAUGUGCGCCGAAAGUUGAACGCCAUGGCUUUGGAGUUCCACGGCAAGAAUGUAUUGCUUGUUGAUGAUUCUAUCGUCAGAGGUACUACUUCCAAGGAGAUUAUCCAGAUGGCUCGCGAUGCCGGUGCCAAGAAGGUAUACUUUGCCUCUUGCUCUCCCGCAAUUCGAUACCCCAACGUCUACGGCAUUGAUAUGCCUAGUCGCCAAGAACUCGUUGCUCACGGCCGUAACGACGACGAGAUCGCUCAUGAAAUUGGUGCAGACAAGGUCAUCUAUCAAAACUUGGAUGAUCUCGUUGGAUCUGUCCGACAUUACAACCCUGCUAUCGAAAAGUUCGACACGUCCGUAUUCGACAGCUGCUAUGUCACUGGCGACGUUGACGAAGCAUAUAUGAACUACAUUGAAGGCGAGCGCAACGACGACAGCAUGACCACUCUUGCUGAUGACAACGACUGUGUCGGCUUACAUAACAAUUUCAUGAAAUAA
Zychaea mexicana is the source of this 1368-nucleotide messenger RNA. RefSeq names its product amidophosphoribosyltransferase. The coding region runs from base 1 to 1368 and encodes 455 amino acids. The record is from RefSeq and is a predicted model, not a curated record. NCBI's taxonomy places the organism in Eukaryota, Fungi, Mucoromycota, Mucoromycetes, Mucorales, Lichtheimiaceae. Gene Ontology annotation, biological process: purine nucleobase biosynthetic process; purine nucleotide biosynthetic process. Gene Ontology annotation, molecular function: amidophosphoribosyltransferase activity. Gene Ontology annotation, cellular component: cytoplasm. The transcript has 8 exons.